AUGGCUGCCAGGCGCCGGUGGUCCCACAGGUCUGUGAUUCUCGCUGCAUGCGGCUCCCUGCUGCUGCUACUCAGGUGGCCUUCCGACUUCGCCGUGGCCCAGAGAAGUCAGCUGGACACACCGCUUCUAGGUGUCCGGGGCCUCCUCUCGGCGGAGGCCAUUGAGGCCCACUUCUCGGCCGAGAGUGCCGACAACACUUACCGCUUCGAGGCCUUGGCCGAAUGGCGAGACGAGGACGGCACUUCCGCUCGGAACCCUCGGCUCGGGAAAGGAACGCCUUGGACGGCCGGCGUCUCCCUGCCCGAGGUAUCCAGCUUUCUCCUUUCCGAGACCGAGCGAGGACAUCUACAACAAGUUGAGCCCGACGGCCGCUUCGGGGGCGCUGACGUAGCGGCGCGACUCGGUGACCUGGCGACGGCCGCAGGUGUACAAGCCAUUCCACUCCUGGGAGAUCUUUCCUGGGCGGGCUCCAGCAUCGCGAAGUUCUCUUUCGAGCCCAAAGCCUUGGCUGAGAAAGGCUGGCCGGAGCUGACUGGCUGCCCGCAGGUUUGGCAGACAAACGCAUCGAACUCCGUUUUUGCCAACUACAUCAUCACGGUGGGUCGGGGCACUCGCGCUACGAUCUCUGGAGACGACCACGAGUUCCACAGCAUUCACCGAGACUGGGAGAACGGACUGCUGGACUCCAUGCUUCUCGGGGCGGUGGGCCGAAAGGAGGUGAUCCUACUUGCUCCAGAUGAACUACGCACAGAGCCCCGGAUGCCAUGGAAGGCAAGCCCCAACUGCGAGAGAGCCUCCGAGCUGCGAGGACGCGAAGGCGAGGCUUUCUGGUCGGCCCUGGCCGACCUCGCUCUGCAACCGGACGUGCGCGGCGGCCGCGUCGAGCUCCGCCCAGGAGAUGCCCUCUUCAUCCCGCACGGCUGGUGGCACGCAGUGAGACCCCUGGAGCCCUUCACCGUCAUCACAGGCCUGGCAAAGCGGCCCGACGCUUGA
Messenger RNA from Symbiodinium sp. CCMP2592, 993 nucleotides. Lineage: Eukaryota; Dinophyceae; Suessiales; Symbiodiniaceae. The record is from the annotation of a GenBank genome assembly.